AUGAGGUUUGGACUACCCACAGAGACCGAAACGGUUAUUGCAAGGCGUCCUGUGGCCUACAAAGUUCAAUCUGCUCAGCGUAAUGACACAAAUAAGACUAUCGAGUACCUGAUCACAGAGGCACUAUCUCAAUUGGAGCUUCAAACAGUGACAAGAAAGGAAGAAAAUGAAAAGAAGCGAAUAGGUAUGCUUCAAAAUAGUUUUGAAGAGUUUAACUACCAGACAAACCAGCUUAUAGAUGCCCUUAAUGAGAACUUCAAGGUGACCCAGGCAACCCAAUCAUCCGUGAUCGAUACAAUCGUCGCAGAAGAGAAAGAAAGGAAGCGAAAAGAGGAAGAAAUGAGGCUCAAGGAGGAGCAGGAACGAAGAGAGGAGGAACGACGCAAGCAGAUUGCUGAACAAAAACGUAAAGAAGAAGAUGAGAGGAAGAGGCUUGAACAAAAGAAGAAGGAGGAAGAGUUGGCACUCAAGAAGAAGGAGGAAGAACGGAGGGCAAGGCUACGAGAUGCAGAAGAAAAGAAACGUACAAUGGGCCUUACGGAUUUUAAAAAGUUAGAGAGGGAGGUGAUGAAAUGGAGGUCGCAUAUCGCCGACAUCAAGGAAAACGUGGUUGCUCGUAUUCAUCAAAAUCCACAAGUCAAACGCGAGAUGGGUGCAUCGCGAAGGAACAUUACGAAGCGUUUUGGACAGCUCUCCAAUUCCCUUCAGCAAUGCCGCGUGGUUGCUCAAGAUGUUGUACAGUUAAUCCGGCUGGUCCAGGGUGACGAACUCCGCUAUAAAUAUCUUCUUAAUGCUGUUUCCAAGGCAAUCAUCUCACAGGCUGAAACUGAGGUCACAGUGAAAGCUACAGCGGCGCAGCCAUUGGCAGUUCUAGUGUUUCAUCUACUCAAUACUUUCAAAGAGCUCGAUUUCUUCCUUACCGCACGGUUUGUCAAGAAAUGCUGCUUCGUUCUUGGCUACUCUUGCUCGAUUGAUACAGAAGAGGGCCGCUUGAGAAUGGGUUGGAAACGUAUCGAAAACAAAUGGGAAGACGAAGUGAAGUAUGAAGAGAGAAUCGGUGGUAUAAUUUCUUUGUGGGCUGCCAUCUCACUUCAUUUCAGGAAAGAUGAGUUUGAUCUUUUCAACAUAGGGGCUCAGUGGAGAUUCCUCGCCAGAAUACUCAAUACGGACUUUUCCUUAAUCACCAACGUCCAUUACCUCGUGGUGAGCAACUGGUGGGAGGUUGCAGCGGACCAAUUUUACAGAGAAUACGGGAAACAAGCACGCAAACUUUUUAUUCUUUUGGAUAGGGUAUGGACACCAAAAGGAAUAUCCAAAGCAUUUCCUGCUGCUACCAGAUUGCAGCUCCUUGUGGAAGACCUCAAUAAUGGCAAUUUCAAUACUAUUAGCCCAAUGGAACGAUAA
This is a messenger RNA of Candidozyma auris, 1404 nucleotides long. RefSeq names its product nucleoporin (gene GLE1). Gene Ontology annotation, cellular component: nuclear pore cytoplasmic filaments; cytoplasm; nuclear pore. The transcript has a single exon. Gene Ontology annotation, biological process: regulation of translational initiation; poly(A)+ mRNA export from nucleus; regulation of translational termination. Lineage: Eukaryota; Fungi; Ascomycota; Pichiomycetes; Serinales; Metschnikowiaceae. Gene Ontology annotation, molecular function: translation initiation factor binding; inositol hexakisphosphate binding; phospholipid binding. The record is from RefSeq and is a predicted model, not a curated record. The coding region runs from base 1 to 1404 and encodes 467 amino acids.